AUGAAAUCAUCUCGUCUAUCUUUUCUGAAAAGGUCGCCCUUGAAGACUGUCAUACGCCUAACAAAGCAAGAUGCAGAGGGCAGGCAUUUUUAUACCACAGGAGAUCAUAUCGACGGAGUGGCUUCUGUGAUCACGAAUAAAGACAUCGAGAUUGAAGGCAUACAGAUAUUACUACAGGGUUCUGGGUCAUUGUCAACGAAAGCGAAACAUGUCUUUCUCUCGAUGCACCAGCCAAUGGAGAAUAUGGGAAUUCCUAUCCCUAAAGUGUUGAAGACUGGACGGGUCUACAGCUUUGAAUUUCAAUUCACCGUUCCCGAUCGUCUACUUCCACAUAUUUGUCGACAUAUCAAACAGAACCGCCAUGUCUCCGAGGCCCAUCUUCUUCUACCGCCAUCUAUGGGAAAAACAAGGUCUAGAACGCAUCCAGCUUCAAAAGACGGCCUGAGCCCCUCCAGCGUUGAAACGUCCUAUUCCAUUUGUGUCUCUUUAUUCACGCCCUCCAAGAAAGGCCAUCCAUCUCAUAGACUAUCCUCUAUGACCAAACCUGUUUGGAUCAUUCCAACGGUCUAUGAACAGCCACCAAUCGGCCAUUCUGAUAGUCUACUGUACUGUGUACACAGAGAGAUUGUAUUAAAGCGUGGACUUUGGAAUGGUAUUUCCGGGAGGCUUUUUGCCUCAGCCCUGCAGCCCAACUCACUUUCUUCAUCGGCGACGGGGUUAGGAAUGGAGCGGAAGUUUGAGGCUAUGGCAUCUCUGGAACUUGAAUUCUUCUCGCACGCACUGCAAAAGCCCCCGGAAUUGAAGUCAAUGGCGGCAAAACUUGUGGCAAUCACCUUUCACAGUUCGAGACAAUGGGAAGACUUUCCCGAUGCGUCAUUUGGAGAAGAUCAUUUCGGCCUUGAGGAUCGAAACGUUUAUCGAAGGAGCAUAAAUCUCUCGGAAGUGUGUCUCAAAUCCCAAAAGUGGGCCAAAUCUACCGGCGACUUGUCUUCAAAUUGUUACAAGACUGUCGUACAGAUCCCUAUUACAAGCCCACGAGAUAGGCUUCUCACGCCAACAUUUCACUCCUGCUUGGUUUCUCGCAUUUACUUGAUUGAACUGUCUUUGUCAUACUAUAUACCAGGGGCAGUGGCUCUUACCUCCAGCCUCAACCUCCGAGUUCCCAUUCAGGUCACAAAUUAA
Aspergillus costaricaensis CBS 115574 is the source of this 1182-nucleotide messenger RNA. RefSeq lists its product as uncharacterized. The record is from RefSeq and is a predicted model, not a curated record. The coding region runs from base 1 to 1182 and encodes 393 amino acids. Lineage: Eukaryota; Fungi; Ascomycota; Eurotiomycetes; Eurotiales; Aspergillaceae. The transcript is spliced from 2 exons.